GUUCGAGCCCCGUUACCGCGGACCCUUCGAAGUCAUCGAACGCAUAGGAACCGUCGCUUACCGUCUCGCUCUGCCUCCCACUUAUGAAUGCCAUGACGUUUUCCACGUUUCGCAGCUAGUUCCCCACCGCCCCCGCCCUCCCGCUUUGGUUCCCUCGGCAGCCGACGCUGCCUGGCCUCCUAUCCACAAUGCAGCAGGAAUUCCCACAGCGGAAUACGAAGUCGACUAUAUUAUGGAUCAACGCGGCUCUGGAGAUGCAGCACAGUACCUCGUGAAGUGGCGCGGAGCCCCUGAAGAUCACGCCACAUGGGAGCCCGCACAUCACCUUACUGGCUGCCCGGCUUUGCUUCGCGCUUGGCGCCGCUGCCAACGAAGACGUCUUCAGGCUCGAAACAACUUGGGUCCUCCCGAAGCGUAG
Eimeria necatrix is the source of this 418-nucleotide messenger RNA. RefSeq lists its product as hypothetical. Lineage: Eukaryota; Apicomplexa; Conoidasida; Eucoccidiorida; Eimeriidae. The transcript has a single exon. The record is from RefSeq and is a predicted model, not a curated record. The annotation marks the transcript as partial.